AUGGGCGUCGAGAGCCAGUUGGCCUUAAAUGGCCAAGAACUGUCGUUCGCCGGUGCUGCCGAGAUAGUCUUUCUGAUCAUCUAUACUGCAGAGAUCGUUGUCCGCUUGAUAGCACAGCAGUGGGCUUGUUGGAGGGAUUGGUGGUUUCUCUUCGAUUUUUCCUUGGUGCUCUGUGCCAUAGCAGAACAGUUAGUGCUUGCUUCUACCGGGGAGUCGGCCGACACGAUCAUGAUCCUGCGGCUUUUGCGCUUGAUUCGACUGGUCCGGAGUUUCCGCAUGAUCAAGCAGAUUCGAUCGGUCUGGCGGCUUGUUUAUGGGCUGGUGACCUGUGGUGAGACCAUGUGCUCCACCUUUGCCUUGCUUGGCUUGGUCAUCUAUGUCUUCGGCGUGCUUGGUGUCGAGGUCAUCGCAGGCAACGCGGAACUCCUGUCUAACUCCAAGACAGCCAGUAUCAUCACAAACCAUUUUUCUUCACUGGGCAUGACCAUGGCGACGCUGACGCAGUUCGUUACCAUGGACUCCAUUGCUGCAGUCUACACACCACUCACUUUGGAGCAGCCCCUGCUGCUUUUUUACUUCCUGCCGCUCGGGGCCAUCGUGUCGAUAGCCCUCAUGAACUUGAUCACAGCUGUUUUAGUGGAAGGGGCACUCGAGAGUGCUCGACAAGAUCGUGAGGAGGAGCGGAAGAUGGACAGCAUCACCACGAAGCAAAUGGUGCCGCAGAUUGUGGCCAUCUUCGAUCAGAUCGACUUGGAUGGGGAUGGCGAGAUUGGUAUCGAGGAGAUGCUUGAGUUCGAUAAGCCGAGUAGAGGCGGGGCUGCUGGCAUCAACCGCCGGAUCUUGGAUCGUGCUUCCGUGGACAGCAUGGAGGAGCUUUUCAAGGUCUUGGACGUGGACAACUCUGGGCGGGUCUCUCGCAUGGAGCAACUAGGCAGCUCUUGA
Messenger RNA from Symbiodinium necroappetens, 942 nucleotides. The record is from the annotation of a GenBank genome assembly. Lineage: Eukaryota; Dinophyceae; Suessiales; Symbiodiniaceae.